Messenger RNA from Linum tenue, 2687 nucleotides. NCBI's taxonomy places the organism in Eukaryota, Viridiplantae, Streptophyta, Magnoliopsida, Malpighiales, Linaceae. The record is from the annotation of a GenBank genome assembly.
GUUCAGCCGAAGAGCGGGUUUUGGGCUUUUGGCGCCGUACAGAUGGGAGAAUCGGGAGUGUGAGCGGAAGCCGGAAAGUGGGAUGAAGUUGUCGUCGUCGACGACCGGAGUUUUAACGAAAGAGAAAGAAAGAUAAUGGGAUCCGACGCAGCAGCUACUCUUCCGCAAUGGGCAUCCACGCCUUGCAUUAUGGGGAUCGACGAAGCUGGCCGUGGCCCUGUUCUCGGAAAGUCCAGUUUUAUUGCAAUGCUGCAUGUUCCUGAGUUGCCUCUCUUCAAUUGCGAGCUCGAAAUGAGUAUGUGUUAUUUUUAUCUCUCGGAAUUGACUUCAAGUUCAUCGGUUUGUUCACUGUUUACAGAUUCAAAGACCUUGAAGGAAGAGAAGAGGGAGGAACUGUUUGAAAGUCUCAAAGCUGACGAAUCAAUUGGAUGGGCUGUUGAUGUCAUUGAUCCAAGAGAGCUUUCCGCGAAAAUGCUCAGGAAGCAUAACAUAAACCUGAAUGAAAUAUCACAUGACUCUGCAAGUGGCCUUGUCAAGAGAGUACUUAACAUGGGAGUCCUUUUAGCAGAGGUCUACGUUGAUACGGUUGGAGAUCCAGAGAAAUAUAGAGUGAAACUGUCUGAAAGAUUUCCAUCCAUCAAAUUCGUGGUGGCAAAGAAGGCUGAUAGUCUCUACCCGGUUGCGAGUGGAGCCAGCAUAGUUGCCAAGAUAGACCUGUCCGAGAAUGAGUGCUUGACGAAACAUACAAAGACAUUGGCAGAAAAUUCGGUUCUGGACCCGGAUACCAAGGCAUGGUUGGAGCAACACAAACACAGAGUGUUUGGCUUCCCAACAUUAGUUCGUUUCAGUUGGGCCACAUGUAAUUCCUACUUCAAAGAUGGUGUAGAAGUCUCGCGGGAGGCUGACAGGGAUGAAGAUGAUAUUGGCAGCAGCAACGGCAAACGACAAUUGAAGUUGAGCAAUUUUGGAGUGACAACCUCCAAAAAGAAGAAGGAAGAAAGAAGUUGAAUCAAGUGGUAAAGGGAGUUGCAAAUUUUUCGAGACUAGGCAACUUGAACAACUUGCUGAUUUCUAACGAACUUCGAUGUUACAGACAGAUGGUGCUCCAAGAUGGAGCAGCAUAUGGGGAAAGCCAGGACAAAGUCAACCAACAACACAAUCAGCAAGCUCUUCUUCUCCAAGCACUUCCAGAGCUCACACAAAGACACUGAGAAAUUUGUUUCCACAUACACUGUCUAAGUGAACAUGUACAGCUGCCGCAGAGAGACCAAGGUGACUGUAGUAACAAAGGUGAUAAUUCCUCUCCAGUAGAUGUUGAUGAUGUUGCGAGUGGAAGCUCCUCGGCGCGUGUUCUGAUGGUGAUUGUUGUUUGCUGCACCAGCUAUGAUUACAGGCACCACUGCUCCUCCCGCAGGCACGUUUCCACCACCGCCGCUGUUGUCUGGUAUACCACCUGACCCUCCACUUCCGGCUGUUCCACCAUGGCCCCUCCCAAGUUUCUCAACAUCUGCUGCUGCUUUCAAGCUGUUGAACCCACUGUGAUCCAACAACGGAUCUGUCAUCAUAAUAUUAAGUAGAUAGCUGCCAACAUGGAGACUUGUGAUAGAGGUUAUCAGUCCUGGAUUAUUCUAAUCCCUCGGUUUCUUCCACUACCUACGAGGAUAGCGACCAAGGAAGGAAACCAUAAUCCGAAAAACAGUUCACUCAACCAGACAUAAAUGAACCAGAAACUGCCUACGUAGGCUUUGGGGGAGGAACCAAGAACAUAUAGCAAGAGCUCCCGAGUUCUGCCAACUGCUCCUACAGAAGCCCUACUACAAGUUUAUGUUCAGUGGGGAAAUUGAGGGGGGGAAGGAGCCGUUACCUGAUGACCAGUGCGUUGGAGAGGAAGAAGAGGAUGGAAGCAGAAACAUGGAGGUCAAAGAUAUGGCGAGGAGCACUGAUCUCAUCUUAUUAGGAAUUCCCUGGUCUCGAAGGACGAAGAUCCAUCUUUCGUUUUCCUCCCUUCUCGUCAACUUAAGAGAAAAGGUCAGAGGUCCUCUACCCGUUCAAUUCGAAUGGCAACCGGAUCACCGCUCGCUCGACUCGGCGUCACUCGCUCCCUCCGCAUCGGUUUAGCUCGUUCCAUGGAUUCAACUCGCGCCGCGGCUCGCUACUUCAGCAAUGGCGACGUCGGCAAGGGCGGCCGAGUCCUCAGCGAAGAGGAGCGCGCCAAAGAGACCGUCUACGUCCAGAAAAUGGAGAGGGAAAAAUUGGAGAAGCAGAAGCGGAAAGCUGAGAAAGAAAAGGCCGAGAAGGAGAAACAGAACACUGAAAAGAAAUGAAAUCUGAAACUGUCAACCGGAGUUGAUGAAUGUCAGAGCUAUGCUGCCGAUGCAGAAAUAAGUUGAAUGGAGAAUAAGAGCCGGAGCGUGCCAAUCUCCGGUCUAGGGUUGUGAUCUUUUUGUGUAUGUAGUGCUUUGUUUUCGUCCUGUGGACCUUCUAUUCUAAUGUUGUAGUUGGUUUGCAACACCGGCAGUUCCGGUCAGCCUUGAGUUCUUCGAACUUACCGAUGUAUCUGAGAAAUAUCAACCCGGUUACCUUGUUAUGAACUAAGCGUGUACUUGUUGCCCGAUUCCUCUAAGUUCGAUAUAUGUCAAAUGAUGUUGUUUCUCGAUCACCACAGAAUGAGAUUAUUUUAACGCACC